AUGAAUUUGAAGAUGGAUUCUGACAGAGCAAAGCUGUUCAUAGGUGGCAUUUCUCGUGAAACCACCGAAAAUGUUCUCAAAUUCCACUUCGCCAAGUACGGCACCGUUUUGGACUCCACAAUCUCUGUAGACCGCUGCACACGGUGCCCUAGAGGUUUCGGCUUCGUCACUUUCUCCGAUCUGUCCGCCGCGGAUCAAGCCCUCCAAGAUACGCAUGUCAUUCUCGGAAGAACGGUUGAAGUGAAGAAAGCAAUUCCCAGGAGUGAACAACAACUACACCAGAACCAUUUGCACAAUAGAGGGGGAAGUAACUAUAAUAGUAGUUGUGACUGUAGCAGUGACACCAACGUUAGGACUAAAAAGAUUUUUGUGGGGGGUUUACCUGCUGGUAUAUCGGAGGAGGAGUUUAAGCAAUACUUUGAGAGGUUUGGUCGGAUAACUGACGUUGUGGUGAUGCAGGACAGUCUCACUCACCGACCUAGGGGGUUUGGGUUCAUCACGUUUGAUUCCGAGGAAUCGGUUCAAAACGUUAUGGUGAAGAGUUUUCAUGACUUGAAUGGUAGACAGGUGGAGGUCAAGAGGGCUGUUCCCAAAGAGGGGAACCCUGGGUAUGAUGGUUUUAGUAAAUUGAGAAAUAAGAGUGAAAGAGGAGUUCCUAAGAGUUUUCCUCCUUAUAGUCCUAGGAACAUGCUUCCGGGUUUUGCUCCUUUACCGUGGUAUAGUGGUGAUGGAGUAUAUGCAUAUGGUUCUAAUGCUUACGGUUGCUGGUACCCUAUGGGUGGGUAUGGGGGGAAUGGAUAUGCAAUUCCGUCUGAUGCUUCUAGAAACUUCUGGUACGGGCCAAUGAUGCCUGGUCAUCCUCAGGCAUGUCAGUUGCCUUAUGCUAGUGGUCUUCCAAACGUAGCGUAUGUCGGUGGUAGGAUUGGAAUAGUAGGUAGUGGUGGAGGAUCUUGGGGGCAUGGUGGAAUUCUUGGGUCUGCAACAAAUUUGAAAUUUGAUCAACCUUUUAAUGGUAACGGAUUUAUUCCAGGUAGUGCGACAUUGCCUCAUGGUGUAAAGCAGGAUGUUGUGGACUCUUCGAGUUUGAAAGGAAGCAAUGGUGAAAUAUCUAGCUGA
Molecule: messenger RNA, 1116 nt
Organism: Sphenostylis stenocarpa
Lineage: Eukaryota; Viridiplantae; Streptophyta; Magnoliopsida; Fabales; Fabaceae
Source: the annotation of a GenBank genome assembly